AUGGUGGCCCCUAGGAAUACAGCCUACGCUGAGGAGAGCGCGGAGGUGGAGGUACUCUAUGCCAACCUUGAAAAGCUCAACCGGCUCACCAAGAAAAUCCAAGGCUCCCUGGUGCGCCUGGAGACCAGUGGCAAGGUCGUGAAAGAAGCCAUUGGGCCCAUUUACAGCAACACACAAUCCCUGCAAAUUACAAACAGCAAUAUCGACAAGGUCAAUGAUGCCAUCGACCGACUACGCCAGCCUCUCGACGCGAAAAGUCGGGAAGAAGGCAUCAUCCGCGCAGGGCCGCAGAGUGGUGGUGUUCCACAAUAUCUAUCGGCAAUGAAGCGCGUUGAGAAAGCGCUGGUCGACCUCAACACGACAAAUCUCCGGUCGAAUCAAAACGCAGUGGCCGAUUUCACCUCGCUACUGAACACAGGAAAUACCAAGCUACAAGAAUUGCUCCGGUCUGAGCUGAGGCAGCACGUUACGCCAAUCGAGCCAUUGCACUAUCUUACAAAGGAGCUCCCGUUUCCAUCCAUCCCCGACAGCACUAUCUCAGACCUUGCACCGCUAUGCUCAGCAAUUGGGUCAGCAUCGGCUCACGGUCCCCAGCGCGGCAAAGGCGAGAACCCAGCACUUAAGAUAUACGCUGAAGUACGCGGCCCGUAUAUCACUGCCAGCUUGCAGAACCUUUCUAUUGCAUCUCUCAAUACAGUCAAGAGACGGCCUACCGAUGGCCCAUAUAAGCAAGGCACUAAUGGAAUCGGAAUCUACACGAAUGCAUUAGAGGGCUUUAUCACAACGGAGCAUGACAUACUCUCGCAAAUAUUCACGGCUGACCAGCGCGGCGACGCGCUGCAUGCUGCAUUCCUGCCCGCAAUGUCAGAAUAUUCCAAAACCUUGCGCGAAUUGAAUCAGUAUAUUAAGGCGAACCUGAUGACGGAUUGUUUUCUUGCGUUCGAAAUCAUCGAAAUCGUCACAGCGAUGUCAUACCGUAUUGACUCGAAGACUGCAGAAUUGAAAAUCCUCCUCAUCGAGGCCCUACGCCCUAUCCGUGAGACAGCCAAGUCAUCGCUAUCAGAGUUGCUCGAGGAAACCAAGCGCAAAGCUGCCAAUGCCACCUUGCCCCCCGACGGCGGAUCGGUUCCUCUGGUGGAUGAAGUGAUGAGCGCAUUGGCCACCUUGACCGGGUACUCGGGGCCCCUGGCCUCUAUAUUAACAUCCCUUGGAGAUGGAAACUGGCGCUCCAACUCAAAUACCUCCGGCACAGCCCCCCUGGAUGUUGGCCCCGACAGUGGCACUCUUCUCUCCCACUUUAUCCUCGACAUGAUAGAGGCCUUGAUGACUUCACUAGAGGCUCGUGGGCGAACUUUUCAUCGUUCAAAGGCCGCGCUGGGCGUCUUCUUGUCCAACGUAUUCUGCGUUGUUGAUCGGGCCAUCCGCCAAAGUCCCGAGCUGGCGCGUUAUCUUGGUGCCCCGGACAGCAUCAACCGAAUCGACUCCUUCCGCAAACGUGCAACCUCGACUUAUCUAGAUGCUUGGAAGGAGACCUCUCAAUUUUUGCUAGAUGUCCAGUAUACUUCCCGUAGCGGAGCACGGCCAAGCUCGGGCGGCGCGGUGGAUUCUAGCGCCAUUGUCAAGACUCUGUCAUCGCGCGACCGGGACGCGAUCAAGGAAAAGUUCAAGUCUUUCAACGCGAGCUUCGAUGAUAUGGUUUCCCGGCACAAGAAUAUCCAUAUGGAGCGGGAAGUGCGAUCUGUGCUUGGUCGAGAGUUGCAGGCUGUUCUUGAGCCUCUGUAUUCUCGUUUCUACGAUCGCUAUGUUGAGAUCGAUAAAGGUCGUGGCAAGUAUAUCAAGUACGACAAGGCCAGUCUUGCCGUGCAGCUGGCUCAGCUGUCGUCCUAG
Molecule: messenger RNA, 1887 nt
Organism: Penicillium macrosclerotiorum
Lineage: Eukaryota; Fungi; Ascomycota; Eurotiomycetes; Eurotiales; Aspergillaceae
Product: EXO70 family protein
Exons: 3
Coding region: 1-1887 (628 amino acids)
Biological process (GO): exocytosis
Cellular component (GO): exocyst
Molecular function (GO): phosphatidylinositol-4,5-bisphosphate binding
Source: RefSeq, a predicted model, not a curated record